CCCCAGCCCUGAUGAACCUGUCCAGCCAGAGCGGGGAGGCCGGGGCCUGUCAGCUCCUCUUCGCCAACUUCAACCAGGACACCACAUCCCUCGCUGUUGGUACCAAAUCCGGCUACAAGUUUUUCUCCCUUUCGUCUGUGGAUAAAUUAGAACAGAUUUAUGAAUGCACUGACACGGAGGACGUAUGCAUUGUGGAAAGGCUGUUCUCAAGCAGUUUAGUCGCUAUCGUGAGCCUCAAAGCUCCCAGAAAGCUGAAGGUCUGUCACUUUAAGAAAGGAACUGAGAUCUGUAACUACAGCUAUUCCAACACAAUUCUGGCCGUCAAGCUAAACAGACAGAGACUGAUUGUAUGUCUGGAAGAGAGUUUGUACAUUCACAAUAUCAGAGAUAUGAAAGUUCUGCACACGAUCAGAGAGACACCACCAAACCCCUCAGGGCUAUGUGCACUUUCCAUUAGCAAUGACAAUUGCUACCUUGCGUAUCCGGGAAGUGCAACAAUUGGGGAGGUCCAGGUCUUUGACACGAUCAAUCUGAGAGCCGCAAACAUGAUCCCAGCUCACGACAGUCCUCUUGCAGCUUUGACGUUUGACGCAAGUGGUUCAAAACUGGCAACAGCUUCUGAAAAGGGAACUGUAAUCCGAGUGUUCUCCAUUCCAGAGGGACAGAAACUCUUUGAAUUCAGAAGAGGGGUCAAGAGGUGUGUGAGUAUCUGUUCGCUAGCGUUUAGUAUGGAUGGAAUGUUCCUGUCAGCGUCCAGCAAUACGGAGACCGUUCAUAUCUUCAAACUGGAGACACAGAAGGAAAAACCACAGGAGGAACCAACCACAUGGACCGGUUACUUUGGGAAAGUGCUCAUGGCUUCUACCAGCUACCUGCCCUCCCAGGUCACCGAGAUGUUCAACCAAGGCAGGGCCUUCGCGACUGUCCGCCUGCCUUUCUCAGGUCACAGGAAUAUCUGUGCUUUGGCCACGAUUCAGAAGAUACCUCGUCUGUUGGUGGCAGCGGCUGACGGCUAUCUGUACAUGUACAACCUGGAUCCACAAGACGGGGGCGAAUGCACGUUAAUGAAACAGCAUAAGUUAGAUGGCAGUGUGGAGGCAGCCAAUGAGAUUCUCGAGCCCUCACCGCACGACCGACCAUUAGUAGCUCAGACGUACAGCUCCGCAGCCAAAGUCACGUACACUCCCUCGUCACCAACAAGACACGUUUACUCCGAGGACCAAGGAGCAUCAGGGGGAGCGGACCCAGACGAGGAUCUGAACAUAGGGACGCUGCGAUUGGACGAGGACAACGAGAACCCACCUCUGAUCCUCAAGAGCGAGUGAUCUGUGACCCGUGAACUUGCACAAUGUCGUGCAGAGAACACUUGUGACCGACUGUGAAGCUGCUACAGACUUUUUAAUCGUCGCAGGGACAGAAAGUGAAGAAAAGGAAGUUUUGAAAACUUUUAAAAAAACAAAAAAAAGUAGCUGUAGCUUAAUUCAAUAAUGUUGGAUACAAAAUAUAUUGUUUUUUCCCCCUCCGCCCGGUGGCUUUUAAUUCCCGUAAAGAAUUAGAGUAACUGCGUGUCUUCCUCCCACCUCCCACCCGCCAAAUAAAUCCUGCUGCCUGAUGCAGCCAUGAAGCUUUGCAUGUGCCAACAGUAGAGAGUUUAGAACCCACUUUAAUAUUGCAUUGUACUAGCUGUGUUCCCAUUGACUCGCCUCUCUUUGCAUCUACAGGACUUAAUGGGAUCAUGGAAUACUUUUGCUCCUCUUAUUGCUGGGUGCAGGUUUCAAAGAGUUGUAUGGUAGCAACCGCAACCCAAUUUUUUUACAUAACCUUUGUCCGUCCCUCCCAUCCAUGUGUAGAAUUUCCAGAAAGGUUUUUUCUGAAAGAGUCACGAUAAACCGUUAGGAUAUUUACGGUCCUUCAGAUUUCACUGUUUGUUGAGGGGGGAGGGGGGAGGAAAGUCGGCUGGGAUGGGGGAGAAAGAGAAAGGGGUGAAUUAUUUUUUAAAAAGAGGCACCGUAUUUUCGAAGGUUCAUUGAACGCGAUGUAGAGGGAAAAAAAAUCCUAAAACAAUCCUGGGGUUAAAUACCAGGCAAAAGCCUCGGAAUAAAUUCAGAAAAUAAAGAUGGUAUUCUACA
This is a messenger RNA of Callorhinchus milii (elephant shark), 2129 nucleotides long. It is a transcript of the gene wipi2, whose product is annotated as WD repeat domain, phosphoinositide interacting 2. The record is from RefSeq and is a predicted model, not a curated record. The coding region runs from base 12 to 1325 and encodes 437 amino acids. The transcript has 12 exons. NCBI's taxonomy places the organism in Eukaryota, Metazoa, Chordata, Chondrichthyes, Chimaeriformes, Callorhinchidae. Gene Ontology annotation, molecular function: protein binding; phosphatidylinositol-3,5-bisphosphate binding; phosphatidylinositol-3-phosphate binding. Gene Ontology annotation, cellular component: extrinsic component of membrane; cytosol; phagophore assembly site membrane. Gene Ontology annotation, biological process: protein localization to phagophore assembly site; nucleophagy; protein lipidation.